This is a messenger RNA of Zea mays, 432 nucleotides long. Its product is annotated as shugoshin-1-like. The transcript has 3 exons. Bases 1 to 432 code for a protein of 143 amino acids. Gene Ontology annotation, cellular component: chromosome, centromeric region. NCBI's taxonomy places the organism in Eukaryota, Viridiplantae, Streptophyta, Magnoliopsida, Poales, Poaceae. The record is from RefSeq and is a predicted model, not a curated record. Gene Ontology annotation, biological process: meiotic sister chromatid segregation; maintenance of meiotic sister chromatid cohesion.
AUGCCGCGACUGGCUAGGCACAACGCACCACCACCUUUGUGUGCCGCGGUGCCGCUAGAGGGCCUCACCUCGUCUCCAAAUGCAUGCCUAGAAGAAGAGUUGCAGGCGACGCCGAGUUACAGAAUUUCUCUAGGACCUACGACAUCGGCGAAACCGGUGCUUUCGAAGGAUAGGGAUAGGGAUGCCUCUCAGAGACGGAAGUCCAUGAGAACACCCGAGUUAAGCAGCCGCGCGGAGGACUUGUUCGAGAUAGAGGGCGUCCAGCUCGCAAUCGACAGCUGCAAGAUCGAUCCAGAGAGUGCUUCUGGCAGUGAGAAGCAUGGGCACACGUUCUUGCGCAGAUCAUCUCUUGGAAGGCCGAUGCGGCAGGCCAGGGAACGAGUCACCACCUACAAGGAGAUGCCUCUCCAUGUUAAACUCAAGAGGCCCUAG